AUGGCUAUUCGGUUCAAGGCAGCGACCUCGCUGUCAGUAAUCCUUUUUGUGGCAUUUGCUCUCGAGCUCUUAGCUGUGCUAUCAGUACCCCUGACAUCUAAAAUCACACUUUCGACGUUUGAAAAUUAUCGUUUUGGAGUUUUUGGAUAUUGUAAUACUGAUACGAAUACCUGUACGAAGGCCAGUAUUGGUUAUAAUAUUUCAGAAAGUGAUAACAAAUUUAGACUUCCUUCAAGUGCAAGACGAAGUCUGUCCAAUUUGUUGAUUGUUCAUGUGGUAGCAGCGGGUCUCACGUUUAUCCUUUUUAUCUGUGCUUUACUCGCACAUGUUCAUGGUCCAGGGUCUUCGCAAAGAUACUUGCUAUGCAUGUUAAUUCUGUCUUUGCCAUCAUUUUUGAUUUCUUUAUUGGCCUUUUUGGUUGAUAUUCUUCUUUUUGUGUCUCAUAUGGACUGGGGAGGAUGGAUCAUGCUUGCUGCUACUGUAUUGACAGCUCUCUCAGGUAUUAUACUGUGUCUUAUGAGACGUACUCUUUCCUCGCAAAAGGCUAUGAAACGCCGAGCUAAUGCCAAUGCAAAUGCCGAAUUACAAGAUUUCUCGUUCUCGCCCACCAAGUUCCAGGAUGAAUCGUUUCCUGCUGUCUCUUCUCGUCCAUAUUCCGAAAUCAAAUUCCAACCUACAACUAUUUCCAGCGAGGAUAAUGUACCUCUUAAUCGAACUGAAACUGAUAGGGCUGGCGACUACUCUUUCAACUCUGUUGCUAAUGAUUCGUCGUCCUAUGUCCAUGACAGAACCCCAUCGCCAUCUCGUGAGUAUAGACACGGUACGGGCUUUCCUUAUCGCAGUGGCUAUACACAAGCUGGUGAUGGGUUGUCCAACCAAUUGGAGUUUAUUUCUCCUCAAGCUGUGUCAAACACGCCGAGCAGAUACAAUCGUCCCCAAAUGGACACAUCAUCUUCCACGCCUACUCGGCCACCUGUUGCUCACCCACAGGUUAUUCCUGCUGGUACCUAUAUGCCAGGAGUCGAGGAUACAUCUGAUUCAAACUAUCCUCCUAAUGUUGUACCUCUACCAAGAAUCAGGGAAGUGCAACAACAACAGCCACAAAUUCACCAAAGGGAUGCGCAGGCUGGUGAUAAUGGCACAUACUUUCAACAAGUGCAACCACAAGCUGUAUACAGAGAGUACCCUCAAGGUACACCUAAUGAGGGGUCUCUUGCUCCAACACAGCAUACUCCUGUGAACGAGGGAGGUACCGUGUAUAACAGUGGCAGCAUACGACCAAUGAACCGACGGCCCAGUGGCCCUAGAAUGCCACCUGCUGCUACAUCUAACGAACUAAUCCCCGAUGUUCCUCAGUUACGUCCUGAAAAUGCUGAAUACAUACCACCCCGACAAGCGUGGAAACAGAAGCAAGAAGAUGUGCAACAGCAACAGGCCCAGCAACAUGUCCAACAUGAUUAUUACCAACCACAAGUGCAGUCAGAGUUGGAACCUGAAUUGUCACGACCAACUCAGUCGCCACCACACACGCAGCGCAGAAGACCUAGCGACAAUUAUCGACAAUUCUACACUGAAGAUGAACAAAACGAGGUGUAUGGAGGUCAAGACGAGCGAACACCUCUACAGCCACCAGGUGCUAAUGAACAAGCUGCAUACAGAGAACCCGGUUCACCAGCUGCUUCUGACACCUCUUCUCACUAUACGAGUAUCAGCCAGCGACCCAUUAACCCACAAUUCUACCAGCCACAGCGUGGACCCGACCGUUCAGAGCUUGUACUGGAAAACAACCCAGACUUCAACCUAGGUCUACCGACAACCAGUAGGAAGAAGAAUAAUGGUGGACCUCGAGGCCCACGGGGACCUGCAGGCAGGUCCAACAGACUCCCCGCUGCUUCCAGCAGCAAUGAGGGACCUUACGGAUUUUCACGAUAG
Molecule: messenger RNA, 1932 nt
Organism: Sugiyamaella lignohabitans
Lineage: Eukaryota; Fungi; Ascomycota; Dipodascomycetes; Dipodascales; Trichomonascaceae
Gene: RIM9
Product: Rim9p
Exons: 1
Coding region: 1-1932 (643 amino acids)
Cellular component (GO): plasma membrane; growing cell tip; cell division site
Source: RefSeq, a predicted model, not a curated record